AUGUGGGCGGUCGAGCAGCACUCACUUUGGGAUCUGUUGUCAGGUACUCUGGUCCAAGUAAGUUUUCCGAUUUUCCUUUCACUGUCUGCCUCCUUUUCCCAAGGUCUCCCGCCAGCCAUGCAGAAAGUCAUGUAUAAGGGACUUGUCCCUGAGGAUAAGACGUUGAGGGAAAUAAAGGUGACCAGCGGAGCCAAGAUCAUGGUGGUUGGUUCCACGAUAAAUGAUGUUUUAGCAGUAAACACGCCCAAAGACUCUGUGCAGCAGGAUGCCAAGGCCGAAGAGAACAAGAAGGAGCCGCUGUGCAGGCAGAAACAACACAGGAAAGUGUUGGAUAAAGGGAAACCUGAAGACGUGAUGCCAUCUGUGAAGGGGGCCCAGGAGCGCCUGCCCACAGUCCCCUUGUCUGGCAUGUACAAUAAAUCCGGAGGAAAAGUGAGACUCACCUUUAAGCUAGAACAAGACCAGCUGUGGAUUGGCACUAAAGAGCGGACCGAGAAGCUACCCAUGGGCUCCAUUAAAAACGUGGUCAGCGAACCCAUUGAGGGGCACGAGGACUACCACAUGAUGGCGUUUCAGUUGGGCCCCACGGAAGCCUCUUACUACUGGGUGUACUGGGUUCCAACUCAAUAUGUGGAUGCAAUCAAAGACACUGUGCUGGGGAAGUGGCAGUAUUUUUGAAAGCACUUUCACCUCUGGCCCAGGAGACUGACCCACAGUGAAGGACAUUGCUGGGAGAGGCCUGCAGCACCCCCGGAUUUCAGAGUUCUGGAACUUUGUUCACACACAAUCUAUACCCAAUCUAAGGUGAUGUGGUGACCGAAGCCAGAGGUGAUGUUCUUUCACCCUUAGCUUAAUCCUAACUUAAAUCACCGGUUCCCUUUCUUGCAGUCAGCUUCAUACCAUUUUUAAAGUCAGUACAGUGGAAACCAAUAAAUCUGAACUCGGAAAGUACUGUGUGGAAUACUCUUAAGUGUAUUUGAGAGUAGAUCUGCCAAGGUUUUGUUUAGAAAGGAAUGGUCAAAAGCUUUCUGCUUUUUUUAAAAAGUGAUUUCAACAAAUAUUUUCAUAAACCUUUGGUUGCAAACA
Messenger RNA from Myotis davidii, 1086 nucleotides. It is a transcript of the gene UBFD1, whose product is annotated as ubiquitin family domain containing 1. The record is from RefSeq and is a predicted model, not a curated record. The transcript is spliced from 6 exons. Lineage: Eukaryota; Metazoa; Chordata; Mammalia; Chiroptera; Vespertilionidae. Gene Ontology annotation, molecular function: RNA binding; cadherin binding. Bases 1 to 678 code for a protein of 225 amino acids.